AUCUGUGGAAUAAUGGUUAAGAACAAAAGAGGUUCUAUCCCAGGUGCUAGAAGAAGAAACGGUGCUCAAGUAUCCAAAUUAAGCACUUCUUCGACGAAUGCUAUGUCUUGUUAAGCCUCUACUUGGUUCUACAAUGAUGAGUUCAUUGCCUCCUGUCUUAUUUUGUGCAAGUACUUACUAAAGUAAUCAUGCCUAGUAAGCAUCUCCGUGAGGCAAUGCGUGAGCCUUUCAUCGUUGUGUAUCCACUCCUUCAAAAUUGGGAGCACAGCCUAACAACCUUAUGUCAUAUUGCACGGCUGCUUCAACUGAGUGUCACGUAAAAGGAAAGAUGGAUCAAAUGUUACCUAGUCCUGGGUUUAGCAUACCAAGUAUAGGUACUCCUUUACAUCAACCAGAAGAGGAUCAACAAAUUUUACCUAAUGCAUUACAACAACAACAACAACAGCAGCAGCAACAACAGCAACAGUCACAGCAACAACAACAAUCACAACAAUAUCAAUUACAACAAUUGCAUGCCAUGAGCCCAAAUAUGCAAAGUGGUAUGCUCAUGAUCGGAACACCACAAAAGACUAUGCAUGCUUAUGCAACAGCACCUACUUUUGCGACACCACAAAGUCUUAUGCAGCCACAAACACCACAAAAUAUGAUGUCUCCGCUGGUACAAAAUACUAAUCAUAUAGCUCCUCCAUCCAUAGGCCCAUCUACACCUGGUCCUAUGACACCUAUGACACCAGCUUCUGCAGAUCCAGGAAUAUUACCACAACUUCAAAAUAUUGUUUCUACUGUAAAUUUAAACUGCAAGUUAGAUUUAAAAAAAAUAGCGCUUCAUGCUAGGAAUGCAGAAUAUAAUCCAAAGAGAUUUGCUGCUGUUAUUAUGAGGAUAAGGGACCCAAGAACUACAGCUUUAAUAUUUAGUAGUGGAAAAAUGGUUUGCACUGGAGCAAAGAGUGAAGAGGAUUCUCGAUUGGCUGCAAGAAAGUAUGCCAGAAUUAUUCAGAAGCUUGGUUUUCCUGCAAAAUUUCUUGACUUCAAAAUACAAAAUAUGGUAGGCAGCUGUGAUGUGAAAUUUCCAAUUAGAUUAGAAGGUUUAGUACUUACACAUGGACAAUUCUCCUCAUAUGAGCCAGAACUCUUCCCUGGAUUAAUAUAUCGUAUGGUUAAGCCCAGAAUUGUUUUGCUCAUAUUUGUUUCAGGAAAAGUAGUCUUAACAGGAGCAAAAGUUAGACAGGAGAUUUAUGAAGCAUUUGAUAAUAUCUAUCCCAUUUUGAAGAGCUUUAAAAAACAAUGA
Eufriesea mexicana is the source of this 1288-nucleotide messenger RNA. It is a transcript of the gene Tbp, whose product is annotated as TATA binding protein. The transcript is spliced from 6 exons. The record is from RefSeq and is a predicted model, not a curated record. Gene Ontology annotation, molecular function: DNA binding. Gene Ontology annotation, biological process: DNA-templated transcription initiation. The coding region runs from base 281 to 1288 and encodes 335 amino acids. Lineage: Eukaryota; Metazoa; Arthropoda; Insecta; Hymenoptera; Apidae.